Ciona intestinalis (vase tunicate) is the source of this 1880-nucleotide messenger RNA. Lineage: Eukaryota; Metazoa; Chordata; Ascidiacea; Phlebobranchia; Cionidae. The record is from RefSeq and is a predicted model, not a curated record.
GUAACCACUCGUUUUGUGUUUAGGCUGUUAAGAAUUUUCGCAGAGGUCUGUUUUGCUCGAUACAAAGAUGAAAAGUAGGAUAGGGAAAGUGUUAUUACUGCUGAGCAUUGCAGUGCAAAUGAGUUUACAACAAAAACGUUCGAUAUACAAAAAAGUUACCGAUCCGCUACACACCGGAGAUGAGGUAGUACUUGAAGGGACGUUCGUUAACAAGAAAACAAUGGUUCGAUUUUUUAGCACUGACGAUUCAUGCUCUGGUGGUAGGACAAGGGGGAGCGGUCGAUCCCCACAAUGUCACCCUCUGGUCCUUACAUUUAAACCAAGACGACACGAGAUGACAGCGGCAUUUAAAGGCGCGGUAAACGAACCCAGAGACAUUGAAAUGGGAACAGUUUCGUCAAACCUUAUAACACAUGGAAAUGCUUAUCGACUGAUCGUUUUAGUAAACGAGCGAAGUUACACCAUUCGUUUAAACGACGAAAUACUUUUCGAUCAACUGGUCGACAUGAUUGGACAUGAACAAAUUACUGAAAUAAGAAGUUAUAAUGGACAAUUCGCAAGCUCUUAUAUCGUGUACAACGAUGUUUCUAGGGGCAAUCCAAGAUAUGCUUGCGGCACUCGAUCAGAGAAUCUUCCAAGUGUUUUCCAAGUGCGGAUAGUUGGCGGGUCGAAUUCGAGACCGGGAGAAUAUCCGUGGCAGGUCGCGCUCCGGCAAAAGAUUACGUACCCAUGGGCACCCUAUAAGCAUUUAUGUGGAGGUAGUUUGGUAGCGUCGUGUUGGGUGGUCACUGCUGCACACUGCGUUACAUCAGUGUACGUGGGGGAAUAUGUCGUGUAUAAAGUAUUAAAAAUCCUAACUUUGUUUUUGAAUAGGAAAAGCAAUAGGAACUCGUAUUCGAUCAGAGUAGGAGAUUACUAUAACGGCGAGGCGGGUCACAGAAUGGAAGAUAAGGAGCAGCAGCAGGACUUAAAUAUUGCGGCCGUGUACGAGCACCCAGAUUACGGCGUGUACCCAAGCCCUACCAAUGAUAUAGCGCUCAUAAAACUGGCAGGAACUGGUGGAAAUUGUUCAACGUUCGGUGACUUUGUGCGACCGAUAUGUCUCCCAACACCUGAUCUAAUGGUUGAACCCAGAUGUCACAUCAGUGGGUGGGGAGCUCAGAACUGGACUGACAAUCCUUCGAUGUACCCCCAAACAAUGCAAAAGGCAGAAGUUACAAUACACAAUUUUUCAUACUGCCAGGCAGCGUAUGGACGAAACAGCAACGGUGAUGUAAAAGUAGCGAAUAGAACGACUUGUGCUUCGAACCCAGGAGUCGACAGUUGCCAGGGCGACAGCGGUGGACCUUUAGCUUGCAGAGAGCAGACCAUCAACCAAAAUGAGAAGUUUUACCUGUGGGGUGUUACUAGCUGGGGAGAAGGGUGUGCUACUGAAGGAAAACCUGGUGUUUACACCGAAGUUAUUAACUAUCUGGAUUGGAUUAAUCAAGUGAUGGGGUCAUAAGUCGCUUUUAUCUCGCCCAAACAGCAAUUAACACAACCGUUCAAAAUAUAGCAGUGCGAAGAAAAGUGGGACCUAUCGCAUCUAAAUCCUAUGUUUCCUGAUUGUGUUUUCAACUAAUAAAAACGCCAUUUUAGAGUCGUACAGCUGUUUAAAUUAUUCAGUAUAUAUUCCUUCUUCACUACCAAAUGCAACGGAAAUAGGGAUUGAAAACAUGUCCCAUUUUACUCCACUUUACUAUAAACGUGAUAUUAUCUGGAUAUACUUCCAUGUUUUAUACAAUGUAUAAAACAUGAUUUAACUGUAAUUGCCAUUACGUUUAGCUUGACCAUAUAUAUACACGCUGUUGUGAUACAACUAAUACACUUUGAGAAAAAAA